Saprolegnia parasitica CBS 223.65 is the source of this 1429-nucleotide messenger RNA. RefSeq names its product TKL protein kinase. Bases 1 to 1419 code for a protein of 472 amino acids. The record is from RefSeq and is a predicted model, not a curated record. Gene Ontology annotation, molecular function: ATP binding; protein kinase activity. Gene Ontology annotation, biological process: protein phosphorylation. The transcript has a single exon. NCBI's taxonomy places the organism in Eukaryota, Oomycota, Saprolegniomycetes, Saprolegniales, Saprolegniaceae.
AUGGACUUGGCCGUGCGCGUGCCGGAGGCCAAGGACCUCAAGUCGCUCGACGCAAUACGAGAUGUGGUCCACCCGUACGUCUUUAUCCGGUAUGGCGGCCACACGAAGAAGUCGCUGGUCCACAAGAAGGGCAAAGACUCGCCGCAUUGGGACGUCGAGGCGCGGUUCCGUGCGAUCGACUACGUCCGGCACCCCAACAUCUCGCUCGAGGUGUACGACGAGGACCCGUGGGGCCGUGGCGAUAUGUUUAUCGGUGCCUGCGCCGUCCAAGUGCCCGUCGAUACGACUGCGUUUGAGCGCUGGCUGCCCAUCUGGCACGGCGGCGAGCCGACGGGCAGCCUCCUCGUCCAAUGCGACAGCUUUGACACGCUCGACGUCUGCGCCAACUACAUCCGUCCGUCCAUGUCACUCUCGCUCUCGGUUUCAAAACGCGAGUCGAUCUUUGACGUCGAGACCGAGGUUGAGACGACCAAGCCGCGGUCGUUCUCGACGGCCACGACUGCCAACGGCGGGUCGUUCGACGACGUCGAAGCGUCCGUGCUGAGCGCUGUGGACAUUGGCCGGCCGCUCCUGAAGAAAGCGAGCACGUCGUCUACGUCGUCCUCCUUGGCAGGUGACGCGGUCGAGCUGCCGCUCAUUGACACGGACGAGCUUGUGCUGACGCUGCCGUUGGGCACUGGUGUCUACGGCUCUGUCGCCCAAGGCGUGUACCGCGGCAAGGACGUUGCGAUCAAGACGUACCACCACACGAACGCGGGCACCGAAUGCUUUGAGCAUGCACUCGAGCUCCAAACAACGCUCCGCUCCAAGUACAUUGUCCAGCUCUACGGGAUCGGCUACACGCGCUGGGGGCAGCCGCAACUCGUCAUGGAGUUCAUGGAGGCGGGCAACUUGCAUCAGUUUAUCGAUAUGACGCACGCGUCACCGUGGUCCUCGCGCCUUGUCGCGCGCGUGCUUCAAGUCACGACCAGCGUCGCAAAGAGCAUCGCGUGCAUCCAUAAUCAAGGCGUCGGUCACUGCGACUUGCGGCCGUCCAACCUCCUCCUCGACGAGAACGACCGCGUCAAGCUGAGCGACUUUGGCCUCCCGAGCGCAGGCGCACCCGUGGGACUCGCUGUCUUCUGGACAGCCCCCGAGGUGCUGCAAGGCCAAGCGCACUCGUUAGCCGCCGACGUCUACGCCCUCGGCGUCAUUUUGACCGAAAUGGAGACGCUCCAGCGCCCGUACAGCGACUUUCGAGGAUCGCGGAGUCGGCUUUUGCCACACGUGUGCAAUGGCACGCUCCGACCGUCGCUGAGCGCCGUGUGCCCGUCGUGGUACCGGCAGCUAGCGGCCGAUUGCAUGGCGCAGAACCCCGCGCAGCGCCCGUCGGCUGCUGAAGUUGUCACCACCCUUGACGCGUUCCUCUCGUCCUAUUGAGUUUAUCUGU